Dipodomys ordii (Ord's kangaroo rat) is the source of this 4657-nucleotide messenger RNA. RefSeq names its product zinc finger, FYVE domain containing 9 (gene Zfyve9). The transcript has 18 exons. Bases 100 to 4107 code for a protein of 1335 amino acids. Gene Ontology annotation, cellular component: early endosome membrane. Gene Ontology annotation, molecular function: metal ion binding. The record is from RefSeq and is a predicted model, not a curated record. Gene Ontology annotation, biological process: endosomal transport. NCBI's taxonomy places the organism in Eukaryota, Metazoa, Chordata, Mammalia, Rodentia, Heteromyidae.
CAAGCAUCAUGAGUAAGCAAGGAGCAGGCUGUUCCUUAUCACGUGCAUAAAGGGAAGAAGGCUUUAAAAAAACGUCUCUUAAGCUGUGUUUCCUCACUGAUGGAGAAUUAUUUCCAGGCAGAAGCUUAUAACCUGGACAAGGUGUUAGAUGAAUUUGAACAAAACGAAGAUGACACAAUUUCUCCUACUUUAUUGGACACAAAGUGGAAUAAGAUUUUAGAGUCCUCUUCAAACCGACUAUCAUUUAAUCCUACGCUGGCCAAUGUGAAUGAAUCUGCAGUUUCUAGUGAAUCACAAUCACCACUGAAAGUCUUCUCUCUGGCGCAUUCAACAACAGUGACCAGGGAGGAAGAAGAUACAUGUGCUAAUGGACAGGACUGUAGUCUAAAUCCAGAAAUUGCCACAAUGUGGAUUGAUGAAAAUGCCAUUGCAGAAGAUCAGUUAAUGAAGAGAAACUGUACUCUGGAUGAUCAGUGCAGUGCUGUUGAAGUGGGAGAGAAGAAAUGUGGAAAUCUAACUUGUCUGCCAGAUGAUAAGAAUGUUCUUGUUGUAGCUGUCAUGCAUAACUGUGAUAAAAGGACAUUACAAAGUGAAUUUCAGGAUUGUAAUAAUUAUAAUAGUCAAUCCCUCAUGGAUUCUUUUAGUUGUUCCCUGGAUAAUGAAAAUAGACAAACUGAUCAAUUUAGUUUUAGUAUGAAUGGGUCCACUGAAAAAGAUAUGAACUCAGAGAAACUAAUGGAUCCAUUGAAUAGACCAAAAACAGAGGGGGAUUCUGUUAACCACUUGUAUGGUACUCCAUCUGAUAAUAUAGCCAGUGCCUGUUCCCCAGUGCAGUUAAAGGAUGAUGAAAAUAUAAGUAGAGACCCUUCCAUGUCUGUGAUUACAGGUUUAACAGUUGAUUCAGUGAUCUCAUCCCAGGGAACAGAUGGAGAUCCUGCUGCUAAAAAACAAGAGGACAAUCCUCCAGAUGAGGGUCUUACAGGCAAAACCAGCUCUCCUAGGACAGAUCCAGGGAGUCUAAACUCUCUUUCCCAUUUGAGUGAGGAGAUUUUGACAGAAAAAAAGCCAACAGAAGAGAGAACAGCUGAAGAACAACACUUGUCUGGCUUAUCUUCAUAUCUCAAACCAGACAUGAAAAAUGGGUCCCAAAGGGAUGAUAACUGCAAACAGUCUUCAGGUUGUGUUGUGCCUAGUGAAGUUAGGGCUGAUGAAAAUGAAGUUUAUGAGCAUGAAGAAAUUCUUGGCACCACAGAAUUUCCUAAAUUGACAGAGCAUUUCUCUGACCCUCAGGAGAUGACUAAUUGGAAAUUGACUAAGCUAAAUGAGAUGAGUGAUAGCCAAGUAAAUGAAGAAAAUCAAAAGUUUUUACAGCUUGACACUAAUGGUGAUAGUGAAGGGGAAUGUGCUGGAAUGGCAGAUGCAGGUCUUGAUAUCCAAGGAACUUGCACAAAUGAAAGUGAAGGAUGUGAUUUCUCCACAAUUGUAGAUACACCAGCAAAUUCCCUGUCUAAUGGUUGUGAUUCCUAUGGAAUGCAGAGCCCGGUUGUUUCUUUUGUUCCAAAGACUUUACCCUCCAAAGAAGAUUCCGUAACCGAAGAAAAGGAAAUAGAAGAGAGCAAGUCAGAAUGCUACUCAAAUAUUUAUGAUCAGAGAGGAAAUGAGGCCACAGAAGGGAGUGGACUACUUUUAAAUAGCACUGGGGACCUGAUGAAGAAAAAUUAUUUACAUAAUUUCCCUAGUCAAGUUUCUUCAGUACAUGGGCAGUCUUCCCCCAAGAUAGUAGCAAACCUGCAAACUAUCAGUGUUCCUUUUGGUGGUGCAAGACCUAAGCAACCUUCUAAUCUUAAACUUCAAAUUCCAAAGCCAUUAUCAGACCAUGUACAAAAUGACCUUCCUGUGAACAGUGGAAAUAACAUUAAAAACAAAAAUGAUAUUCUUGGGAAAGCAAAGUUAGGGGAGAACACAGCAACCAAUGUAGGCAGUACAUCUAUGGGAAAUAACUCUAUUGCUGAUACAAAUGGGGAACAUUUAGAAAGUUAUGAGGCUGAGAUCCCCAGUAGACCGUGCCUUGCAGUAGCCCCAGAUAGCCCAGAUAAUGAUCUCAGAGCUAGUCAGUUUGGAAUUUCUGCCAGAAAGCCAUUUACCACUCUAGGUGAGGUGGCUCCAGUAUGGGUACCAGAUUCCCAGGCUCCAAAUUGCAUGAAGUGUGAAGCACGGUUCACGUUCACCAAAAGGAGGCAUCAUUGUCGAGCAUGUGGGAAGGUUUUCUGUGCUUCCUGCUGUAGCCUGAAAUGUAAAUUGUUAUAUAUGGAUCGAAAGGAAGCUAGAGUAUGUGUAAUCUGCCACUCAGUGCUAAUGAAUGCUCAAGCCUGGGAGAACAUGAUGAGUGCCUCAAGCCAGAGCCCUAACCCUAACAAUCCUGCUGAAUACUGUUCUACUAUCCCUCCCUUGCAGCAAGCUCAGGCCUCAGGAGCACUGAGCUCUCCACCUCCCACUGUGAUGGUACCUGUGGGAGUUUUAAAGCACCCUGGAGCAGAAGUGGCUCAGCCUAGAGAGCAGAGGAGAGUUUGGUUUGCUGAUGGGAUCUUACCCAAUGGAGAAGUUGCUGAUGCAGCCAAAUUAACAAUGAAUGGAACUUCCUCUGCAGGAACUCUGGCUGUGUCACAUGACCCAGUCAAGCCAGUAACUACUAGUCCUCUACCAGCAGAGAAUCUAAUUAAUUAUGCUGUGGAAGAGAAACCAUCACAGAUAUCAGUAAUGCAGCAAUUGGAGGAUGGUGGUCCUGACCCACUUGUAUUUGUUUUAAAUGCAAAUUUGUUGUCAAUGGUUAAAAUUGUAAAUUAUGUGAACAGGAAGUGCUGGUGUUUCACAACCAAGGGAAUGCAUGCAGUGGGUCAAUCGGAGAUAGUCAUUCUGCUCCAGUGUCUACCUGAUGAAAAGUGUUUGCCAAAGGACAUCUUUAAUCACUUUGUGCAGCUUUAUCGAGAUGCCCUGGCAGGAAAUGUUGUGGGCAACUUAGGACAUUCUUUCUUCAGCCAGAGUUUCCUUGGCAGUAAAGAGCAUGGUGGAUUUUUGUAUGUGACAUCUACCUACCAGUCGCGUCAGGACCUAGUACUUCCAACCCCACCUUACUUGUUUGGGAUUCUUAUCCAGAAAUGGGAAACUCCUUGGGCUAAAGUGUUUCCCAUUCGACUAAUGUUGAGACUUGGAGCAGAAUAUCGACUUUAUCCUUGCCCACUGUUCAGUGUCAGAUUUCGGAAGCCAUUAUUUGGGGAGACGGGGCAUACCAUCAUGAAUCUUCUUGCAGACUUCAGAAAUUACCAGUAUACUUUGCCAGUAGUUCAAGGGUUGGUAGUUGACAUGGAAGUUCGGAAAACAAGCAUCAAAAUACCCAGCAACAGAUACAAUGAGAUUGGAAUGACUGGUGCCAGUUUCUUUGUGUUUAGUGGAGCUCUGAAAUCCUCUUCAGGAUACCUUGCCAAAUCUAGCAUUGUGGAAGAUGGAGUUAUGGUCCAGAUCACUGCAGAGAACAUGGAUUCCCUGAGGCAGGCGCUUCGGGAGAUGAAGGACUUCACUAUCACCUGUGGCAAGGCAGACGCCGAGGAUCCCCAGGAACAGAUCCGCAUUCAGUGGGUGGAUGACGACAGGAACGUUAACAAGGGUGUUGUAAGUCCUAUAGAUGGAAAGUCUAUGGAAUCUAUAACAAAUGUGAAGAUAUUCCAUGGAUCAGAGUAUAAAGCAAAUGGAAAAGUCAUCAGAUGGACAGAGGUGUUUUUCCUAGAAAAUGAGGACCAGCAUAAUUGCCUGAGUGAUCCUGCAGAUCAUAGCAGACUGACUGAGCAUGUGGCCAAGGCCUUUUGUCUUGCUCUCUGUCCCCACCUAAAGCUUCUGAAGGAAGAUGGAAUGACAAAACUGGGAUUACGUGUGACGCUAGACUCAGAUCAGGUUGGCUAUCAAGCAGGGAGCAAUGGCCAGCCCCUUCCUUCACAGUACAUGAAUGAUCUGGACAGCGCCUUGGUGCCGGUGAUCCAUGGAGGUGCCUGUCAGCUCAGUGAAGGCCCUGUCGUCAUGGAACUUAUCUUUUAUAUUCUGGAAAACAUCGCCUAGACAGGACUUCAUUUUUUUCUGUUCAGACCGGUUGCAACAGCAGUCAUACCCAAAUCAUUUGCACUUUAAAACUGGAAGAUUAAGCUUUUGUUAACACUAUUAAUGGGGGGGGGGCGUGGAAUAGAAUGGGAGUAGGGACCUAGUGUCAAGGGUGGGAUGGGGUGGUUGGGGGGAACAGAUGUUCCACAAUUUUAAACCUUCUAUGCAUCGUCCACCAAGAAGACCUGGAGAGCUUCUGUUACUGCACAACAGUUAUGCUAUCUUUGCAGCUAAUCCCCUCCUCUUAUGUCUUAGACAGAAUUCUGCUCCUCUCUUUUAAGAUUACUUAUGGUCAUGUGCUCAGAAAUGCUCAAAAUGGGUACAACCAUCACCAAGGCUGGGGUGGGAGGGCAGAGGGGAAAUAAACAAUGAAGCAUCAAUUUUGCACUGUUUGUACAGAAUUGGUAUAAGAAUUCUACACUGAUCUUUGUCCAAGUUAUAUAACACCUGUUUUAUCAAGUAGAAAUCACACUUUUUCUUUAUUUUUAGCUAGAUUAUUCACUGAAGUGAA